GACCGGCCGGGCGCUGACGGCGGCGGCGCGUCUGCGGACCGAGCAGCGCGGGCCGGCCAGCGAGGAGCGCGCGCCGCGGACCGGGGCGGCAGGCGGAGCGGGCGGGCGGCGCCUGCGGAGAGGCCGGAGCCGGCCUGCGUGGGGCCGCGCGGCGGCGGCGACUUCCUCCGGGCCGGGCCGGACAGCGCAGGGCCAUGGCCGAGGCCGCGGCUCCGAUUUCUCCCUGGACAAUGGCAGCUACAAUCCAAGCGAUGGAGAGGAAGAUUGAGUCGCAGGCCGCCCGCUUGCUCUCCCUAGAAGGCCGGACGGGGAUGGCCGAGAAGAAGCUGGCCGACUGCGAGAAGACGACCUUGGAGUUCGGGAACCAGCUGGAGGGCAAGUGGGCCGUGCUGGGGACCCUGCUGCAGGAGUACGGGCUGCUGCAGAGGCGCCUGGAGAACAUGGAGAACCUGCUGCGGAACCGGAACUUCUGGGUCCUGCGCCUGCCCCCGGGCAGCAAGGGGGAGGCCCCCAAGGAGUGGGGCAAGCUGGACGAGUGGCAGAAGGAGCUGUACAAGCACGUGAUGAGGGGCAACUACGAGACGCUGGUCUCCCUGGACUACGCCAUCUCCAAGCCUGAGGUCCUCUCCCAGGGCGAGCAAGGGAAGGAGCCGUGUGGCUGGCGCCGCACGGCCCCCAAGGUUCCGGACGCUCCUGUGGACCCGAGUCCAGGCUCGGCGCCCCCCGUUCCUGCCCCGGACCUCCUCAUGCAGAUCAAACAGGAGGGCGAGCUCCAGCUCCAGGAGCAGCAUGCUCUGGGGGUCGAGGCUUGGGCAGCCAGCCAGCCAGACAUCGGGGAGGAGCCAUGGGGCCUUGGCCAGCUGGAUUCCGGAGCGGGAGACGUCUCUACAGAUGCCGCCUCUGGCGUCCACUCCAGCUUCGCAACCACGAUCCCACCCACUUCCUGGCAGGCGGAUCUCCCGCCCCACCACCCCUCCUCCGCGUGCUCAGACGGGACCCUGAAGCUCAACACGGCAGCCUCCACGGAAGCAGAUGUAAAAAUUGUGAUCAAAACCGAAGUCCAGGAAGAGGAGGUGGUGGCUACCCCAGUGCACCCUACUGACCUCGAGGCCCAUGGGACCCUGUUCGGACCAGGCCAAGCCACAAGGUUCUUUCCUAGCCCUGUCCAGGAAGGCGCCUGGGAGAGCCAGGGCAGCUCCUUCCCCACCCAGGACCCCGUGCUGGGGCUCCGGGAGCCCGCCCGGCCGGAGCGGGACCUGGGGGAGCCCAGCCCCGCCGUGGCCCAGGACGAGACCCCUCCAGGGGACUGGCUCCUUGGGGGGGUCCGGUGGGGCUGGAAUUUCAGGUGUAAGCCUCCUGUGGGUCUGAACCCGAGGACUGGGCCUGAGGGGCUGCCCUACUCCUCUCCUGACAAUGGAGAGGCUGUGCUGGACCCAGGCCAGGCCCCGAGGCCCUUCAAUGACCCCUGUAAAUACCCGGGCCGGACCAAGGGCUUUGGCCACAAGCCAGGCCUGAAGAAGCACCCGGCGGCGCCCCCGGGGGGCCGGCCCUUCACCUGUGCCACGUGCGGGAAGAGCUUCCAGCUGCAGGUGAGCCUGAGCGCGCACCAGCGCAGCUGCGGGCUGCCCGAUGGGGCGGCGGGGGCGGCGGGGUCCGCACGGGACGGCAGCGCCCUGCGGUGCGGGGAGUGCGGGCGCUGCUUCACGCGGCCAGCCCACCUCAUCCGGCACCGCAUGCUGCACACGGGCGAGCGGCCUUUCCCGUGCACGGAGUGUGAGAAGCGAUUCACUGAGCGCUCCAAGCUCAUCGACCACUACCGAACCCACACGGGCGUGCGGCCCUUCACCUGCACCGUCUGCGGCAAGAGCUUCAUCCGCAAGGACCACCUCCGCAAGCACCAGCGCAACCACGCGGCGGGCGGCAAGGGCCCGGUCCGCGGCCAGCCGCUGCCGCCCCUCCCGGCCGGUCCCCCGGACCCCUUCAAGAGCCCUGCCUCCAAAGGACCCUUGGCCACCACAGACCUUGUGACCGACUGGACUUGUGGCCUGAGUGUCCUGGGACCCACCGAUGGCGGGGACCUAUGAGGCCCCCCAGAAUGGCCAGGGCCGCCUCAGCCCUCCCGCCCCUCCGGCGGCAAGUGUAGAAAGUCCCGUUUCCAGACGCCGGGGCGUGGCAGGCGCACAGGCGGGAGUCAAGUCUGGGAGACCAAACCCCCAAGUUGCUGAACUGGUCACUGGAGAAAGAGAAACUGUCAAACAAUACGGCUUCCACCUCUGAACAAAGUAGAACUCUCUGAUUGUGAAACUGAGCACCAUAGAAUUUUAAGUAAUUUAAUUAUGAACCCCCCCUUUUUUUUUUUAAUUCUUGAAGAAGCUGGAAAAUAGUCGUAGUGCCAGUUUAAACUUUAUUGCAUUAUUCUGGUUUCUGAAGCGUGUUUAUGCUGUGUGCUUACCAAGUCUGAUGGUGUGCGCGCGGGAGGUCAGUGAAGCAGGGGACUCGGUGGGGAGGGACCUGGGCCCCCUGCCCCGCUGUCUCCCGGGGAUGGGAUGGCCUUAGCCGGAGUCCUGGGCGAGUUGAGACCGCGCGCUGACAGGGGCUGGGCCGGGCUGGGCCUGGGGCUACACACCGCCUGGAACUCCGGCCAGCCAGGGGCUGGCCCUUCUGUUUCCCUGUUACGGGUCACCAGCCACCCCAGCGCAAGAGAGCUGGAUGGUGUUGCCCCGUUGUGUGGCCCCUGGGCCGUGGAAAGGGGGGUCGUCUGAAAGGCAGGGCCAGGGCAGCACGUGCCGUCACAUCUGGGGACCUGUGGGGCCGUGAGCAAAGCCUGGCUUCCGGCCGCUUCCCACUCGCAUGAGAUGCUUCUGUGUCCUCUUUGUGUAGUGUGUUUUCAUUGUCAAAAUGCUCUCACGUUGCAUCUCCUGUGAUUGUUACCGUGACCUUGUGAAAUACACAGGGCGGGUCUUCUUUCCUGUUAGAGACGAGGAAAUAGAUUACUCAAAGGGGACACAUCCCAGCCUGGCAGCACGGGGGCUGCUGGGCGCCCGCAGUGGGAACAGGCCUCAGGUUAGACGCGGCUGCCCUCCCAGAACCUCGGCUGGGCAAGGAAAGCUUUUCGCUUGGGGCUCUCUAGAAGAUUCGUCCCAUCUGUGCAGGAGCAAAACUGUCAGGCCUCAGGCUCCGGCUGAGGCCGGGCCUCCCGGGUGUGCGCGCCCCCAGCAGGCCCCAGAGGCUGGGCCCGGGGGCGCCUGCUCCUUCUCUCCUGGCUUCCUGACGUGGAGGCAGGCGCCGUUCUGGGCCUCCUGAUUGAACCGCCCUGCUGUCCCCGCCACACAAGUAACCGUUCCUGUUUUGUCGAAGCCGCCGCUGGCCGCUCGUCCACAGCGGGCAGCCUGUCCCCCCAGCAGAGGGGAGGCCGGGGCUGCCGUUCACUCAGCUCCCCCACGUGUACUUUUGUUAGGCAAUAGACUAGUUAAGAAAAUUGUUCCUAUGUACUGUAUAUUUUGUACCUGUUUACACCUCUAAUUGAUAUAACUGAUAUUUUGAAAAAACCAAUGAGGAAACUCCAUGUCAAAAUAAAACCUAACCAGC
Pteronotus mesoamericanus is the source of this 3588-nucleotide messenger RNA. It is a transcript of the gene ZNF746, whose product is annotated as zinc finger protein 746. The transcript is spliced from 7 exons. Bases 195 to 2084 code for a protein of 629 amino acids. Gene Ontology annotation, biological process: regulation of DNA-templated transcription. The record is from RefSeq and is a predicted model, not a curated record. Gene Ontology annotation, molecular function: DNA-binding transcription repressor activity, RNA polymerase II-specific. Lineage: Eukaryota; Metazoa; Chordata; Mammalia; Chiroptera; Mormoopidae.